Mizuhopecten yessoensis (Yesso scallop) is the source of this 2236-nucleotide messenger RNA. RefSeq names its product ras-like protein family member 10B. Lineage: Eukaryota; Metazoa; Mollusca; Bivalvia; Pectinida; Pectinidae. The transcript has 3 exons. The record is from RefSeq and is a predicted model, not a curated record. Gene Ontology annotation, molecular function: GTP binding; GTPase activity. Bases 674 to 1309 code for a protein of 211 amino acids.
AUGGUAGCUUCGAUUCAAACAUCCUAAGUGCUAAGACUUUUUACCAUUCUGUUGGUUUUAAGGUUUUACUUUCGUAAAGAUUGCUCGAUUAUUUGUCCCCAUGUUUGCGAGAUGAAACGUGUUAUGAGAUGACAUUUGACCAGAUUCGGUGCUGACAGUUAACAGGAGCAUGGUUUACUACAUCACUUGUGUAUGGAACACAGACUGUCUUUGUAUGCUUGAUUUUAUAUAUAUAUAUAUAUGUUAUUUGUAUGCGGCGAGGACAGAAAAGGACAAGCAGUAAACAUCUUAGCGUGAGUAUCGGGACCAGCUCGUAAGCUGUCCCUUUCACGUGGACGUCUAUCCCUGGUAUUGAUUCUAUGGCUGUUUCUUGCCUCUGUGUGUCAUCGCCCUGUCACAACUUGGCAUCUACCAUUCAUUUCAUCAAACACUAUUGACAAAGGCACGUCAACGGAUACAUUGCCUUAAACAUUUGUACGCGAAAACCUACUAUUUCCGGGCGACAGUCACGCGCUCCGGAAGUGAACAGCAUGGCCGACGUUGUUUGACAUCUACAGAGGGAGACGACAACGCUCGAGCCCCAGUGCUGACAUCACGGCCCUCUCAAUUAUCGGUAUAAGAAGUAAUGCUGUAUCAGACCCGGACAUCGCUGUCAGGAUGACCACAUGUAACCAUGACGACCUCUCAUCCGACCAUCGACUCGGACCAGCAGAAGAUAAAGCUUGCUGUGUUGGGUGCCCCGGGGGUCGGGAAGACUUCCAUCGUCAAACAAUUCGUGUGCAACCACUUCGAAGAGGAGUACGAGCCAACAGACCGGAAGCACGUGUAUCUCCCGUCUGUCAUCAUCAACGAUCACCUAUAUGAGCUUAAAAUUAUAGACUGUCCCUACAUUCCUUACUUCCCAGUGAAUUCUCUGUAUGAAUUUACAGACUUCCGAGGUUAUGGAUUACGAAAUGCCACAGCCUAUAUUUUAGUGUAUGACGUCACUUCCGAGGAUAGUUUCCAAUAUAUCAAAUCACUACGCGAUCAGAUUUUGGAAAGUCGUAAUAUGCAUGACGUUCCACUUUUUGUUGUCGGAAACAAGCAUGAUUUGUCAGACGAGCGCGGGAAAUUCCGGCGAGAGGUCGCCAAUUUGGUGAAAAAACAAUGGAAGUGUGGCUACGUGGAGUGUUCGGCAAAGUUUAAUUGGCAUAUCGUUUUGCUAUUCAAAGAACUCAUGAAAGCUGUGGACUUCAUCGACUACGGCCAUAAACCCACAGCGGUGAGAGUACAGGACGCCCUCCGACGAAACAGAUGCGUUAUUUUAUGAGACUCGACAGAAGAUAGAACACACAAAUACUAUAUUUAAUACCUUUUAUUUUCAGCCUGUGCAAGUAUAAAUUGUCUUUUGCCUUUCAGCGGAUGUUGUUAAUAUAAUAAAGACUGUUUAGCGCAUAGCCAGGGAAAUGUGUUAAUAAACUAUAAAAUCCUACACUAUCGUGGACAUGAAAGGCCGCGUUGUGGCUGUACGUGUAUGCUGUUAUUGUGUGCGUAUAUUAUAUUAGAUGGUAUGAUCGUUUUUUGUAUGUUAUAGAAUAUCGACAUGGAAAUAAAGGCGAGCAUUAAAAAGAGGAGUUUUAUACAAAACAUGUUUAUAGAUAGUUAUUGGUGUAUAAAAUAGCCAUAAGCCUAACAUUAUUGUCUUAAUUUAUAUACCACCGUGGUCGUUAUCGAACGCACCCGGUGGACAAUUUGAGCGAAAUCAUGAAGCAUUUUGGUUUGGUCACAGAAGAUAAAUACCAGAACGAAAUGUAUAUAUUGACAUCCAGCAAUAAAGUAGUGUGGCUACCGAUGCCUGGUCCAGAUGUUAGACUGGCACUAAAGUUCAUUAGAAAAAGUCGCUUAAAACCAUUUUUACUUCAGUAACAUCACUGUGAGGAUACACCGGGAAGGAAAACAACUUUUGUCUAUAGACAGUUUCAAUUGAACUUGUGAUCGAAUUGGUAUAAUAAGGAGGCACGGUAGUCUAGGUGUAGGACACCAGGCUCGUGACCGAAGGGUUGCGGGUUCGAGUCACGGCACGGCACUGUCUUGUAUCUUUGAGCAAGAUACUUUUGACUCCGCUUUUUCCAGUAUACUCAGCUGAAAAUGAGCACGUGGCUGGGCAGUGUUAGAGUUGUGGAAUGCUAGCAGUGAGCGCUGAAAUGGCAACACCGGCUGUAUGCUCCCCAGAGAGUUGAGAAAUAUAUUGGCUAUA